AUGCGUUUCCUGGCAUCAUUGCUUACUACAUCUCUGGGACUCGCUGUAGAGGCUGCCCACCGGACAAGUGGCGACGCUGUCAACAACACGAGAACAAGCCACGUGGCAUUCAAAUGUGGCCCCAAAACUGCAAACGUUACCUGUGUUAAUCGCUAUGGCUCUCUUCUGCCGCCGUCUUUCUCCCGCGAUCCCGACCCUGCUGUCCCAUACACCGGUACCACGGUCCCGGAAGAUUCGUCGUGGUUGCUGGUACAAGGUGCAGACUUCGUGCUGUAUGACCACAAAAGAGGGUUGGAGCUUCUCGGUUCGGCGCCCAAGAUAUAUCGCGGACUCGUGCCCACGCUCAAUGUCAUACAUGAGGCGCCCGUAUUCGUCCCGGGGCUCAACAAGCUUUUUGUGCAGCAGGAUGGUCCCCCCGGAGGCAUGUCCAUCAUGCAGCUGGACCUUAACCACGACCCUCCCGUUAAGUCGUGGGUUCAGACUGACCCCCCCAUCUACCAGCCCACCGGAGGACUCUACAACCCUAAAGACGGCAUGAUCUACUACGCUGUCCACGGCAACAAUGCGUCUCUGCCUAAUGGACUCAAACAGCAUGCCGGACUGGCACGCGUCGACCCCAGGACUCUAAAAGCCGAGUGGUUGGUCAACAACUAUUACGGUUUCAACUUUGCCGGCCCCAACGAUCUCGUCAUUGAUCCCGUUGGCGACAUCUGGUUCACUGAUACGGACUACGCCUAUGUGAUUGGUGUUUCCGACUCUCCCAAACAGCUACAGCUGGCGACCUGGCGGUACCGACCUUCGACGGGUCAGGUGCAGGUUAUGGACACUAGUCUCUCCUAUCCCAAUGGUAUUCAGUUCUCGAGGGAUUGUAAAAGACUAUUCAUCGCCGACUCUGGUCUUGAAAGCUAUAGUCCUAUUCCAACACGCGGCGCAGGUGACUUCUACAACUACCCUUUGUACAUCCAAUUCAACAGCACCGGGGCACGCAACAUCUACGCGUGGGAUGUGGCGCGAACAGGAAGCGACGGCAAACAUCCUGUCAUCAAUAACAAGCGCGUCAUAUUCCAGUCGCUUGAGGGGGCGCCGGACGGGCUCAAAGUCGCCGCAAAUGGGUACUUGGUUGUUGCGGGCGGACUAGCUCCGGGCGUUGAUAUCAUCGAUGAUCUAGGCAACCAGAUUGCCCGGAUCCAGACCAGUCAUCCGGUCGAGAACAUUCAGUGGUCCGGACAUGAUCUAAAGACGAUAUGGCUGGUGGGGAUUGGCGGCAUCACCAAGGUUGAGUUUGAUCUUGCCGGUCCCGACCUAUCUAAAUUUUAUCAGUGCUAG
Metarhizium album ARSEF 1941 is the source of this 1326-nucleotide messenger RNA. Its product is annotated as Six-bladed beta-propeller, TolB-like protein. The transcript has a single exon. The record is from RefSeq and is a predicted model, not a curated record. The coding region runs from base 1 to 1326 and encodes 441 amino acids. Lineage: Eukaryota; Fungi; Ascomycota; Sordariomycetes; Hypocreales; Clavicipitaceae.